AUGCCUCGAUUCGUUCGUCUUCCUAUAGACUGGUCUACACAAAACAAUGUCGAUGUCUCUUCUUUGAAACAAAAUGCCCACGGCAAAUGCGAAGCACCGGAAGGUUGCACCUGCGACUUCUGCAACAGCGAUGAGAAUUAUCACACCGGAUGGAGAAGUCAAGCCGGUAAUACCAACCCUGAUGAAGCUACUCGAGAGUGGUUCAUUCCAUCAUCCCCACUCCCUGGCCCAAUCUUAAACAAGGAAUGGCACACCAAAUCCAACAAAAUCUUGAGUCUUUCCAUAAAUUAUUCCGGGGAUCAACAAACAGAUAUGUCUAUCAUUCUUCGCCAGCUCCAGAGCCCAACAUACACUUCGUGGACUGGCAUUCUCGAACUCAUCAUCUACCCAGGAGUUUCUCGAAAAGGGGCACCUCGGGCUUACAUCAAUCACGUCCAAGAAAUAAAAGAUUGCGUUCAACAAAUAAAUAUCUCUCUCACCCAAGUUCAACUGAUCCGCUGUCAGUUCGUCAUCGAUCACUUCAGCUUUUCGCAGUUGAGAUUAGCAGCUGGAUUCAUCAAUCUCGAUAACGAUAAUUGGACUUUGGCGUAUAUCGACAGAAGUGAUAGCAAUAAAGUUAAAGAGAUUAGUAAGAGGGAUUCGGUUUUCAGGAGGAUCGAAAGUGCUUAUAGGGAGGACUUUUCAAACUAG
This is a messenger RNA of Botrytis byssoidea, 690 nucleotides long. RefSeq lists its product as uncharacterized. The record is from RefSeq and is a predicted model, not a curated record. The transcript has a single exon. Bases 1 to 690 code for a protein of 229 amino acids. NCBI's taxonomy places the organism in Eukaryota, Fungi, Ascomycota, Leotiomycetes, Helotiales, Sclerotiniaceae.